This is a messenger RNA of Penicillium cataractarum, 1446 nucleotides long. RefSeq names its product indoleamine 2,3-dioxygenase. Gene Ontology annotation, molecular function: metal ion binding; indoleamine 2,3-dioxygenase activity; heme binding. The record is from RefSeq and is a predicted model, not a curated record. Bases 1 to 1446 code for a protein of 481 amino acids. Gene Ontology annotation, biological process: 'de novo' NAD+ biosynthetic process from L-tryptophan. The transcript is spliced from 2 exons. NCBI's taxonomy places the organism in Eukaryota, Fungi, Ascomycota, Eurotiomycetes, Eurotiales, Aspergillaceae. Gene Ontology annotation, cellular component: cytoplasm.
AUGCUACCUCCCGUCCCCUCGCUAGCAGCCUACGGCAUCUCACCCGACCAUGGCUUUCUCUCGCCAGAGCCACCCUUGGAGACCUUGCCGGAUCUUUACUAUGCCAAGUGGGAGGCGGUUGUCGCAAAUCUGCAGCCAUUAUUGCUGAGCAAGCGCAUUCGACAGAUCAUUGAUCGACUGCCUAUCCUCUCUACAGAGCAUUUGCAUACAGAUGCCGAGUGGCGUCGAGCUUAUGUCGUCCUGGUGUUUAUGCUCCAUAGCUAUGUCUGGGGUGGAGAACGACCAGCCGAGCUGAUCCCACCACAAUUAACGGUCCCAUUGUUCGAAGUCUGUGAGCGAUUAGAAGUGCCCCCGGUUGCAACCUAUGCCGGAGUCUGCCUCUGGAACUACAAGCCGGUCUUCCCGGACGAGCCCGCUGAUAACCUGAGCAAUUUGGCCUGCCUGCAAACAUUUACCGGCUCACUGGAUGAGCAAUGGUUCUACUUGGUCUCCGUAGCCAUCGAGGCUCGGGGUGCCCCAUCAAUCCCUCUGAUGCUGCAAGCUAUCACUGCAGCCAGAGUGGGCAAGACUCGCGUGGUGACAGAAUGUCUACAGCGAUUGGCAGAAAUUCUGGAUGAGAUCACCUCGCUGCUCCAGCGGUUAUACGAAAACUGCGACCCAUAUGUCUUUUACAAUCGCAUUCGACCCUACCUGGCUGGCAGCAAGAACAUGGGCGAUGCCGGGCUACCACGGGGCCUGCUUUACGACGAUGGCCGCAACCCACCCCAGUACCGCCAAUACGGCGGUGGUAGCAACGCCCAAAGUUCACUCAUCCAGUUCUUCGACAUCGUGCUUGGCGUCGAGCAUCGGCCGACUGGGGUGACUCGUCAGGACCAGGGUACAGCCCCAUCGACCGAAGACGCUCCCAAGUCUCGUCAUGGAUUCAUUCACGAGAUGCGCGCGUAUAUGCCGGGUCCUCAUCGGCGAUUCCUAGAGGACAUCGAUUCCAUUGCCAACAUCCGCUCCUUUGUCGAAGCGCGACGCAGCGAUCCUGCGUUGCGACUCGCUUAUGAUGCCUGCCUCGCCAUGCUGCGCAAUAUGCGCGACAAGCACAUUCAAAUUGUGUCCCGCUAUAUUAUCGUUCAAUCUCGUGGUGCCCGUCGAGCAUCGCAGUCUGGCCAAGCACCACCAGCUAUGAACCUUGCCACUGUUGUUCCCACCGACAGCAAGAAACUACGUGGAACGGGUGGUACUGCACUUAUCCCGUUCCUCAAGCAGGCUCGAGACGAGACUGGCGAGCCUGCUAUUGAUGCUUGGGCUCGACGGCUACUCAGCAAUAGUCCGGGAGUUCUGGAUUCUGCUUCGCUAAGCAAGGUUGGUGAGCAGCCAGAUGGUCAUCUCGAAGUUGUUGGUCUUUGCGGGACAUGGACAGCGGAUGAUAGCGAAGGUGGAAUCUGCCAUUGGUGA